AUGCCGUACAGCGGAUCCAUACUAACAAUGAAUCGGAAUUAUCCGAAAGCGAUGAACGACACUCCGAAAUGGACGUCCAUCAAAAACACUAAUUUAUUGAAAAAACCAAAUUAUACUACUCGGUCUGGAAGAAUGGUAGAAGUGAUUUACGGCCGCAACAAAUGCAGAUUUUUUGAUAAAAAAAUUACUUUAGCGUGCACCUUCUUUGUGGCUAAUAAAAAGCAUAAUAGACGUCCAAUUAGAAACAAAUCAGUAGUUGAAAAUAAAACCUCUAGUGAUAACUUCUACUCGGAUAAACAUGCAUUAUGUACUACAGCUAUUGGAGAUGAUGAACAAAUUAAUUAUGCUACGGGAUUGGACGAUAACUUGAAAAAUAUUAAUUCGGUUCUUGAGGAUCUAGGUUUUUUGUCUACUUUUGAUGAUGCGUAUACUCGUACAGUUUAUCCAUUAAAGAUAAAAUGUUUUAAUAUUAAUAAACAGUUUAAUAUUGGAUAUGGUUCAAAUUCUUAUACUUCGACAAAACUAGAAAAUGGAUAUAAUCAAAACGGAAAAUAUCAAAAGCCAGUUAUCUAUCAAAAAUUCCCAGAAAACUACAACCAAUAUUAUAAUUCAACAGGUAAUCCAGAUGCAUAUAAUCAAAAACCAAUACUCAAUCAAAAAUUCCCGGAAAAGCAUUAUUACAACAACAAUUAUAUUCAUUAUCAAAAGUCAAUUACUCAGAACAACACUAACUCACAACAAUUAAUCUAUACAAAAAAACCGAAUUACUAUCAACAAAAACCAAUCCCUCAAAAAUAUUGGGAAAUGAGAUACAUGCUGUUUUCAAACUUCGAUCAAGGCAUUAUACUGGAUGAAGAGAGCUUUUAUUCGGUUUGUCCCGAGAUCUUAAGCUACCACAUUGCAAAACGUUGUACAAAUAACAUAGUUGUAGAUCCCUUUUGUGGAGCAGGUGGUAAUGUCAUUCAAUUAGCCAAAACGUGUAAAAAAGUUAUAGCGAUUGACAUCGACCCGGAGAAGAUCAAGUUGGCACGGCAUAAUGCUAAGAUAUGCGGUGUUGAGGACAAAAUCCAGUUUAUGGUCGGCGACUUUUUUUCGAUUUAUCGGACCAUAAAAGCAGAUGUAUUGUUUAUGUCUCCACCGUGGGGAGGCCCCGGAUAUGCAGUCAAUAAGAUUUAUAGUUUAAAGUCGAUGUGUCAAAGUCAUUUUGGAGGAGGUUUCGAUAUUUUUCGACUUGCCAAAACUAUUGCACCAAAUAUCGCAUUCCACAUUCCAAGAAAUACCGACAUAUCAGAAUGUUUACGUUUGGCACAAGAUUUCGGGAAAGUUGAAAUUCAACAAAAUAUUAUUAAUGGUAAAUUGAACUCGAUCACGGCGUUUUACGGAAACUUUAAUUGGAGUAACUGA
Rhopalosiphum maidis (corn leaf aphid) is the source of this 1404-nucleotide messenger RNA. RefSeq lists its product as uncharacterized. Gene Ontology annotation, biological process: 7-methylguanosine RNA capping; 7-methylguanosine cap hypermethylation. Bases 1 to 1404 code for a protein of 467 amino acids. Gene Ontology annotation, cellular component: nucleus. Gene Ontology annotation, molecular function: RNA cap trimethylguanosine synthase activity. The record is from RefSeq and is a predicted model, not a curated record. The transcript has 10 exons. NCBI's taxonomy places the organism in Eukaryota, Metazoa, Arthropoda, Insecta, Hemiptera, Aphididae.